UACAGCUGUUUGCAUUAGGGCUAGCUAGGCGCAGUAUUUUUUCAUUUCAUUUUCAUUAAUUUUUAGGGAGUUUUGGGGUUAUUUAUAAAACGAAAUUAUAACUAAAACCCCAAUUAUUUGUCCAUGAUGCUGGCUCCAUCGCGUUUAGUUACACCUUCGCUUUUGCGGCAAACUGUUUUCACGAGAGUUGUCACGUUCUCCACUAAAGCUGCCCCCAAAGAAAAGGAACAGUACAGCAACAAACAGACAACGAAUGUUGCCCCCACAACAUAUCGUUUUAUUUAUCCGGAAUUUUUGCCUGAUCCCAAGGUGGAAUGGCGCAAUCCAAUCAGAGAAAAACUGGAAAGGUUAGACAUGAUUGACCGGCGUUCACAGAUAGAUAUACCGGAAUUUUAUGUAGGUUCGAUAUUGGCGGUAACCAGUUCGGAUCCACAUGCUGCCGGCAAAGUUAGCCGUUUUGUGGGCAUUUGCAUUCAACGUGAACGUUGUGGCCUGCGAGCCCGUUUCAUUUUACGCAACGUAGUCGAUGAACAGGGUGUUGAGGUUUUGUAUGAAAUGUACGAUCCCACCAUACAAAAAAUCGAAGUUCUCCGUUUGGAAAAACGUUUGGAUGAUCAUUUGUUGUAUUUACGUGAUGCUCUGCCCGAAUACAGUACCUUCGAUACCAAUAUGGAACCGGAGGUUAUGGAAGAUGGUGCUCCCGUACCGGUAAAUGAUAUACAAGUUCGCCUACGACCACGUCCCUGGUUGGAGAGAUGGGAAAGACAAAAUUUAAAAGGUGUCUCCAACAUUGAUGAAUACCUAACCGACAAACGUAGACGCACAGCCAAGGAACAUGAAAAACCAUGGGAGAAAUAUGAUCUAAUGAAACAAUAUCGUUCAACCAUUCCCGAAGAAGAACAGAAGGAAAUCUAUGCUGAAGUUUAUUCGCAGCUACAUCAAAUGGAGCUUCAGCGUAAGAGAAAUAAGCGCAAGAGAUCUUUUGUAAAGCCCACCAAAUUGGCAUAGAGGAGUUUUUGGGGAGAAAAAUGUUUGUUGAGGAUUGUUAUAAUUUGAUGUAAUAAAGAAGAAAGCAUUUCUGAAGCUAAAA
Messenger RNA from Musca domestica (house fly), 1090 nucleotides. RefSeq names its product large ribosomal subunit protein bL19m (gene mRpL19). Gene Ontology annotation, biological process: translation. Lineage: Eukaryota; Metazoa; Arthropoda; Insecta; Diptera; Muscidae. Bases 124 to 1008 code for a protein of 294 amino acids. The record is from RefSeq and is a predicted model, not a curated record. Gene Ontology annotation, molecular function: structural constituent of ribosome. The transcript is spliced from 3 exons. Gene Ontology annotation, cellular component: mitochondrial large ribosomal subunit; ribosome.